Messenger RNA from Zingiber officinale, 936 nucleotides. RefSeq lists its product as uncharacterized. The transcript has 3 exons. The record is from RefSeq and is a predicted model, not a curated record. Lineage: Eukaryota; Viridiplantae; Streptophyta; Magnoliopsida; Zingiberales; Zingiberaceae. The coding region runs from base 1 to 936 and encodes 311 amino acids.
AUGUGGAUUGUUGGUUCGAUUGUGAACAUAUCUGCAUCAUCUUGCAAAAGGGCCGACAAACUUCGACAACUUGAACAUGACAGAAAAGUUAAACUUCUUGAAAGAGGAGAGAUUAGUUCUGGUAGAGGACUAAACCAAGAAACUAGUCUAGCUAGACCUGGAGAUACACGAUGGGGGUCUCAUCAUUCAACUUUAUGUCAUAUUGAACAAAUGUGGCCAUCUGUUAUAGAGGUUCUUCAAAAUUUGAUUGAUGAUGGUGAUCGUUCUUCUAAGGGUUUAAGUAGAACUUUGGUUGAAAGAAUGGAGAGGUAUGAAUUUGUGUUUAUUCUACUAUUGAUGAAACGUAUACUGGCAAUCACAAAUCAUUUGUCAACCGUUCUACAAGAGAAAGAUCAAAAUAUUGUGAAUGCGAUGCAUUUGAUCAAUAAUGUGAAAUGCAAAUUGCAAAAGUUGAGAGAUUCUGGAUGGGAUAUUUUACUUGAGGAUGUUAUCGAUAUUAUUCUACAGGAGAUGGAUAGUCGUUUCUAUGAAACAACUACAGAUUUGUUGAUUUAUAUGUCAUGCCUUGAUCCUAGGAACUCGUUCUCUAGAUUUGAUGUACAGAAAUCAGAUGAACGGUUUGAAGGCAUUUCAGAUUUAGGAGCUCUUGCAAAGAAAAUGAUUGAAACAAUGAAGAACCGUGUUUUUCCUUUAGUUUAUCGGAUGAUUGAGCUAGCCUUACUUCUUCCAGUUGCUACUGCAACCGUUGAAAGAGUGCUUUUGGCAAUGAAUAUUGUCAAAACAGAUUUGCGAAACAGGAUUGGAGUUGAAUGGAUGAAUGAUAGUUUAGUAGUCUAUAUCGAGAAAGAUGUUUUUAAUACUGUCGACAAUGACCCAAUUUUACAGCGUUUUCAGAACAUGGAGUCUCAAAGAAUGCAAUUGUCACAUAUUCGUUAG